Molecule: messenger RNA, 484 nt
Organism: Racocetra persica
Lineage: Eukaryota; Fungi; Glomeromycota; Glomeromycetes; Diversisporales; Gigasporaceae
Source: the annotation of a GenBank genome assembly
AUGAGUCUUGAACCACUUAGCGAAAGAGAACUUGCUAAAAAAUACCCCAAACGAUCAGAGUUAUUAAAAUCCUUAGGAAUAAAUAUCCUAAAAAGUUAUCCAAAUUCUCUUGCAAACGAUAUUAGAAUACCAGAGCUAGAGAAUUGUCAUGAAUAUAACGAAGAAAUUUUUUUAAAUCCGCCUAAAGCAUUUACUAUGUUAGUGUGUGGUCAUACUCUCCAUCACGACUGCCUUGAAAAAAGUAACAGAGAUAAGCAAAAAACUUGCCCCAUUUGUUUCGUAGAUAAUGAAGGACCGGCGUCAGCUGAAGUUCAGGACGUAGAUAUGACAGAGGCAGUGGAAGGUGAAAGUGAAGAAACCUCUAAUCUAACAGGAGAGGUAAGUAAAUUAUCUGUAGACGACGGUAGAGCUAUCCCCCAAAGUAAAACGAAAUCCAUGGAAUCUGAAAAAGUGCAAGGUUUAAUAAAAGAACUGUCUAUGCCUC